Molecule: messenger RNA, 3615 nt
Organism: Actinia tenebrosa (Australian red waratah sea anemone)
Lineage: Eukaryota; Metazoa; Cnidaria; Anthozoa; Actiniaria; Actiniidae
Product: potassium voltage-gated channel subfamily A member 1-like
Biological process (GO): action potential; protein homooligomerization; potassium ion transmembrane transport
Cellular component (GO): voltage-gated potassium channel complex; membrane
Molecular function (GO): protein binding; delayed rectifier potassium channel activity
Source: RefSeq, a predicted model, not a curated record
GUAGAUCUAGCCCAGCGGUUGUCAUAUUUAAUUAUUCAUAUUUUGAUGGUGUUGUCAGUGUACCUCGGGAAAGCUAGAAGGAAUAACACUUUGGCUCCACGAAGUAAAUAGGUUCRUAGUUUUCUGAUCAGGGUGUCAAAGUUGGUAAAAAUCUUUUAUUUCGGGACGCUGAGGACAGUAWAUGGAAGUAUUUUGGCACCAGCAAACUUCUCAGAGCGUAUGGAUAGUAGUAUAUGAAGAGUUUUAACUGAUAUUGAACUGUUUGAAGAGAAUUUGUUUUUAUCCUGUUUCACCGGUUGGAUGUCAGAAUUAAGCAGCUGCUCUGAGGUUAGGUCACGUGAACCACUCCACUCCUCUCUGCUUUGCUUGAUUUACUCAUCAACUUUCUUUUUAAAUUCUCUUCCUUCUUCGACGCUCGGAAAGACUGRCCUGAAACGAUAAGCUACGUUACGUGGUCUCUAAGAUCAUUUCUUAUAAGUUGCUGACCAGCCUYCAUCUGUUUUUGGAUGAAUUGUUUACGAUACGAAACCUCGUCGGAUAUAAGACUCUGAUCUCUGUUGAUCAUUUGGGCACGGAGCGUCAUCGGAGCCAAGUUUCAGCGAGAAAGGAGGAAGCCGGUUUCGCGUCAUGGAAGCUGUACUCGUAUCUGGCGCCCAAGCGAUUCAGAAUGAAAAUUACGGACUUACAGAAGGAUACGAUGGGUCAUGGAGAUGUCGAAGGCCUUCAGAUACACGAGCUUUUCCUGGGUUUUCUCCAUCAAAGAGGUCAACAGCGGAAGCCGAGGAGAAAAGACGCGGCAGUCGGACCAUCGAGCAUGGACUUCGAAGCGCUCAUCCGACGAUAAUUUYAAUUUACAAAGAACGAAAAACUACCAAGAAAAAGGAAAAACGAGUCAAAAUAAACAUCAGUGGAAUGUCCUACGAAACUUUAGAAAGCACUUUGGCGCGCUUUCCAACGUCACUGUUAGGCAGUCCCGAAAAACGUGCGAGUUUUUUUGACACCAAAAAUAACGAGUACUUUUUCGAUCGCAAUCGAGUGGCUUUUGAUUCAAUAUUAUAUUUUUACCAAUCAAAUGGAAAGCUACUUUGGCCCGUUGACCUGGACAAGAAAACAUUCCUGGGAGAAAUAGAGUUUUUUGAGYUAACCGAAUUAAUUUCUGAGGAUUUCUUUAAGGAAUAUUGCUCUGAAUCAAUGGAGGAACCACCACCGAUGCCCAAAAAUCCCAUCUUGAAGGCAAUUUGGAAUUUUUUCGAGUACCCGUACUCUUCGAUAGCAGCUAAGAUCCUAGCCGUCUGGUCAGUCGGGGUAAUUCUGUUAUCUAUUGCGGUAUUUUGCAUCGAGACGUUACCGGAGCUUCGCAAAACUCGUAAGGACAAGAACUCCGCGCUCAACAAGAUUGAGAUCUUCUGCGUAGCGUGGUUCACGUUCGAGCUAGUGAUUCGCUUUAUUGCGGCGCCAAAAAAGCUGGACUUUAUUCGUUCGUUCCUCAAUAUCAUCGACUUUGUGGCUGUCCUCCCUUAUUACAUCAUUCUAGGAAUAGGGACWUCGUUUGGCUCGAAGAAGAACAACUCACUUAUUGCUUUUCUUCGGAUCCUUCGUCUAAUUCGCGUAUUUCGUAUCUUCAAACUCUCUCGCCAUUACCGUGGACUCAAGGUGCUGGGCCAGACUCUAAGAGCAAGCCUCCGAGAGCUUCUACUUCUGACGUUCUUUCUUCUAAUGGGAGUUAUAAUCUUUUCUAGCGCUGUGUUUUAUGURGAAAGCGAGCACUUCUCUAGUAUACCUGAGGCUUUCUGGUUUUCGGUAGUUACUAUGACAACGGUAGGUUACGGUGACAAGGCRCCGAUCUCUUCUUGGGGGAAAGUCAUUGGAUCGCUGUGUGCUAUUGCAGGUGUCUUGACACUAGCCUUGCCUGUCCCUGUCAUCGUAUCGAACUUUAGCUAUUUUUACAACCUGGAUAAGGAAAGGAGAGAACGAGAAGAAGAAGAAGAAGAAAAACUGCAACAACAGGUGCUCCUCGAGAAGGAUCUCAAACAAACGGAAAAAGCUUGAGGGAAAUUAAUGAAUUCAAAUUCUAACUUGAAUUAGUCUGCUUUUCAUUGCUUUAGUUUUCUAGUAAUAAAUUAAUUCGUUUUCAAACUUUUUUUUGGUUUUUCCCCAAUUUUGGUUUUUUGUCAUUUUUUUUCUUUUCUUUUUAUUUCUUUCGUGCCUAUAUGUACGGCUUUUUUUCCCUCUAUUUUUGAGAGAAUUUAACGUGGGAAGUUUUUAGUCCUGGUCAAUUGAGGUUUCAAAAUUCUGCCCGCGAGGCAAACAAGAACAAUCAUGGCGGCUGCCUUGAAUAAAUYCCCAUUGCAUUUUUAUAAUUCAUAAGGUUUGUUUUUCUUUUUCGCAGUCGUAUUGAAUAACAGACGAAUCCAGAUUAUUGGAAAGAACCAUUCGAGAAAACAKAUGGAACAAUUAGAUAAGAAAUAAUUAACUUUUUCAAUUUGUGCGGAAAAAGAUCAGUUUUUCAUGCAAUGGUUUUCUCGCGGUUUUGAUAAUUUGCAUAUUUAGAUUUUUAGGUAAACACAAUACAUGAAUUAAAAGAGACAUUGAUCUCGCCAUAUGAAUAGUUAUAAAUAAUUCACACUUAAUCUGUCAUAUUUUAGAUGGAUUUUUCAAAACACUUCUCAUUUUUAAUCGCAAAAACAUUUUAUGAAAUGAAAAUAUUCGUAACAACGGAUUUUAUAAUGUGCUAUAUUGUUGGUAUCCGGUUAAAACAAAAAAAUAUAAUACAGAUUGCUAUACGAGUGUUAUGGAUCCCACAAGAAGCAUGCAAGAUAGAAGAACUUUGGCUGUGCAUCUUGUAGAUGCAGAAGGACGGACAGACGGACAAAAAUGUAAACAGAAAUAAGGAAGCGAGGGUUAUAAUUUCAUGAUUUGGUUAACUAAAAAAAUUCCCAGUUCACUUUGAAGGCUUUGGAAUACGUGGGAGAAAACUUUGGAAUUUUCAAUUUUCUUUUCUUUUUUUUUUUUCUUCAAAAUUUGUGGUGUUCUCAAAAUUCAAAUUUUUUGAACGAAAAGGAAGUUUAGGCUGAGAAUAAGCAAGAGAAAAGUCAGUUUUGAUUCAUAUUCAUUCUCAUUGGAUAGGAAUCUUUGAAAAUAAAUUGCCUUUAACUGUGUUUGUUGCAUUAAUAUUUAUACCCAAGAUUAACAAGAUUGGUAUAGAAAAUCACACAAUCUCGAGUGGCAAUUUGGAAUUUGUAGGUACGAGUGAUGUUUUGAAAGUUUUCAAAAUUGGACAAGCCUUAGGCGAGUCCAAUUUGAGAACUUUCAAAACAUCACGAGUAUUUAUUAAUACUCCUCUAGUCCAAUCAUAAUCGAGAAAUUCAAAAUUCUCGACGUUUCGACAUCUCAAAUGUCAUUAUCAAGCACACUUGAAUGCUCCUGCUUGAAUGGAAUAUUUCCAUUUCCAUCCAAGUGUACUUGAAGAGGACAUCUGAUAAGCGUCGUACUAUUUUAUCACUGAUUUUGUCAGUUCAAUGUUUUCCGUAAUCUCUGCUUAUWAAAAUGUAUCGAGUACCGAAUAUGAUUUACGGGCUUCAAUACUAUACUAUUAAAGGCACUGUUUUCUUGUGG